UGUGACAUUCAGGUCAGCCAGGACGGACAUGUGCAGUGCGGCUACAGAGUGAAACGGGAGCUCUACCUGCCCAUCUACCUCAUCGACUUUGCCAUUUUCUACGUCAUACCGCUGCUUCUCGCCAUCGUGCUGUAUGGCUUGAUAGCGCGGGUCCUCUACCUCAGCCCUCUGCCCAACCAUUGUGACACAAGCGCCACCACACUGCGUCGGAGCUGCAGGGAAGCCUCGGUUACGGGGAAGGGAGGACGCCAGGCCCGGCCAAAGAGCGCCCUCUCCUCCAGGAAACAGGUGACAAAGAUGCUGGCAGUAGUGGUGAUCCUAUUUGCUCUACUGUGGAUGCCCUACCGGACUUUAGUUUUGAUCAACUCUUUUGUGUCCACGCCCUAUCUGGAUGCCUGGUUCCUCCUGUUCUGCCGGACAUGCAUCUAUGCCAACAGUGCUAUAAACCCUGUGAUAUACAAUGCCAUGUCUCAGAAGUUUCGCUCAGCAUUUCGCGGGCUUUACCGCUGCCAACCGCCAGAGGGAAACCAGAGGACGCUGUCAAUGAUCCACACGGGCUUCGGCACCAUUCGAGACCCCCGAGCCUCCCAGGCCAAUAGCAAUGGAACCGAUGAAAAUGCAAGGAGAGACCUCUUGAAUACUGACACUGAUAUAACUACAAAGCAGAAUGGAAGUGGUCAUCAGGAGACAGCAACAGCCAAUGGCAAGAAAGCAGACCACCCCAUCGACAUAAGCCCAGCUACUAGCUUUGGUGUAGGUCCAGCUGAGACGACACCAUCUGGUGAUGACGAGUUGGUUUUGCCUUCAUUAAAUGAUGCUACAGUUUAUUUAGCAGACAGACUUACAACACACGAUAAGCAGGAGAGCAUGUAAACUUCUGUAUCGCCACAUUGUAGGAUAUCUAUAGAUCUGUAACCACCGCUUAAAUUCAAUGCCAAAAAACAAACAACAAAACUAUAAAAUUGAUCUGAUUGGAUCCAGUGGAUUGCUCAUGGGCAGGAUCCAAUUUCUGUCAAAACUAAAUCUGAGAAGAAACAUGAGCGUUUAUUUUGUGAUUUAAAAGUGGUAGAUUUCACCUUGACCACUGAGAUCACAUGGAAGUAGAUGAAAGAUCAUAAGUAGAUGUCAUACUGUGGUAUGGAAACAUUAUUUCUUCGGUCACUAAAUUGCAUGUCAAAAUGUUGGCUCAUAAAUGAAUUAGAGUUUGUAGAAGAGAGGCUGCAUAUGUUUCGUUAAAAGCAGAUUUUACUCUCCAAAAAUACAUAACCUGUUCUCCACAGGUUCUUGUUCUGAACCAAGACCUUAAGGAAUUCAGAUAUUAGAAAUUCAAGUAGAAAAAUGAAUAAUGCGAUGUUUCUGUAAAUUGAUAAUGAGUUGAGUGUCUCUUUGUGUCACCCUUCAUUCAGUCAAACAGUUUGACAAACAGAUCUCAGUCCCAUAUUCAGCUGGCAGGUUGUCGGACAAAGAAACGCUGCUGUCAUUGUGUCUUUGUGCACAUCUGGCAGCCCAGAGCCCUCCGUCCUGUCCCUGUUCAGUCAGGAGGAGACCUACCGCACAUAUCAAGCAGCAAUACUUUUCUCUGUGCAAAUUUUAUUUUAUCUGUUUCCCCCCAACCCUUGUGGGCCCUUUUCUGUGGCGGGCCGCGGUAAACCCAUGCAUUAAGACGGCUGUUCAUGAAACUCCUUAUUUUUGAUAAUCUCUGCAACUUUUUAUAAUCAAAGGGCACAUUGAUUAUAAAAAGCUGCUUUUUUCUUGCUUGUUCAAAAUGACUUGCCACGUUACUUUGUUGGUGAUUUCUGAAUCCCUUGAGACAUAAUAUGACUUUUAGGAGACAUAGUCUUCCUUUGCAGGAGUAUUUUUAACAAACAUUGCAAUGUUUCUUUAGCCUUAAGCCAGAUAUGCGAUUUAGAAAUCUAAAAUACUGAUCUGACUCAACAUAAUCAUUAUGUGUAUCAUCAUUAUCAUAUCAGUGUUAUCAUCAUCAUCAUCAAGAUCAACAUCAUUCAAUUUCAUGAGUGCGGAACACAUGGAGACACUGACUGGUGUCGUGCUGUUUAUUUGCUCUUUUAAAUGGAUAAACCUGACGUGUGUAAACUAGACUUUGAUAUUUUAACUUUUAAAAGGUGUUCGGUGUUUCCUCCUGAACUGUAUUGUUGUCAGAAUGCUAACGCGUUAAACGCAGUAAAGUUCACAUUUUGUCCAGAUAUGUCAUUCUACUGAGUGAGCAUUCCAAAGACAUCCAAUAUGUACAGCUGUGGAACUGAUACUUGGUCUGAGAUUUUUUCCACAUAAACCUGACUCACCUGCUUAUCCUCACUGACAAAGACAACGUACAUGUUAAGAAAUAAACUGUACAGCUAAAGAGUGCAUUUUUUUGACAUUUGAUAUCAUUUGCACUCUUUGCCUUUGACCGUAGCGCAGCUAGAGAACUCAUUAUCCGUCCUUUAAGGAUAAAGCCUCAUCUCAGGACAUAGAGAUGUACAUUGAACUACCUGUUCCUUCUCGCUGCAUUGAGAGUUGGUCUUUAUGCUUCAUAGCAUUUCAUUACAGGGAACAAAUCUUGAAAAGAACACUUGUUGCUGUCUUACCAAGGAUAAAGGGAGAAGAUUGACAAUAAGUCCAGCACAGUAAUCCAGCGCUAGCUUAGCAUGUUUUAUUUAGUUCAAAGGAUACUUUACCCAAUAACUGACCUUGUGUUACCUUCAGUUAUUGAAUGCAUCCACGGUGAACGGAGAAUCAAAGAACAGAAGAAAGUCUUGAUGAAAUGAAGUAAAUGGGGGCCGCGUUUAACAACAGCAAAACUAUACCAAAAGUAUAGUCGUAAGUAAUUCAAAUAUUAAGGCAAUAGCAAGGAUCUGCUUCAGUAAACUUGUCCCAUAAAUCAGCUCCAACUUUAACUGAUGACAACACUGAGUGAACCUGUGUCCCAACAGGCACUCUCAUUCCACUACCGUAGCACCUUAGCAUGCUGUACACAGCUGAAUAUGAUGUAUUGAGUGGUAUUAGCUUCCUGGCAUCAUCUUCAAUGUAAGAAAGUGAGUGUAAAUAACUUCAUGUAAUAUUAAGAUCACUUCUUUUUAUCUAGUUAGCAGCUAGCAACAUUCAGUUAAAUGUAAACUCUGAAGCUAUUAUUUCCAAGGGGAAAUGAAGCUCUGCAUGUAACCCUGUUUCUGUUCCUUUCUCUGUUGCUGUAGUUACUGUAAGUGAUGAAUGUAUGUAUAUGUAAGUUAUGAUUGUUUUCUUUCUGCAAUUUGUGGAAUGCACUGCAUGCCUGCACUGAUCUUGCUGGAGCUAGUUGGCUUUUGACGUAAUUAGUACACAGAAUGUAUUUGUGUUUUUAUAUUCCCGACAGUUUGCUUCAUUACUGAUGAGUAAGCAGAAAUCCUUCUCGUUUA
Anarrhichthys ocellatus (wolf-eel) is the source of this 3395-nucleotide messenger RNA. RefSeq names its product thyrotropin releasing hormone receptor 2 (gene trhr2). The record is from RefSeq and is a predicted model, not a curated record. The annotation marks the transcript as partial. Lineage: Eukaryota; Metazoa; Chordata; Actinopteri; Perciformes; Anarhichadidae. The transcript is spliced from 3 exons. Gene Ontology annotation, molecular function: thyrotropin-releasing hormone receptor activity. Gene Ontology annotation, cellular component: membrane. Gene Ontology annotation, biological process: phospholipase C-activating G protein-coupled receptor signaling pathway.